AUGCGGUGGCCAGCGGUGACGGUCACGGCGGCAGACGGUGGCCGUCCGGUGACCAGCUUCCCUCCGGGGACUUGCUGUGCACCAGAACCAGGUUAUUAUGGUCCAUCCAUUUCGGCUAUUCGUGUUACUCCAAAUUUCAGACCUACUGUUAAUGAGAUACCAUCAGGAAAUCAUAAAAAGAACCACACUGCAUUGAUUGCUGGUGUUACGGUUCCUGCUUUGGCAUUGGCUUUGAUACUUAUUUUUGCAGUUAUUUAUGUGAAGAGAAACACAGAUGACGACGACGAGGAAGUGCUUCUUGGCAUCAGCCCUAGACCAAACACAUUUAGUUAUUCCGAGUUGAAAGCCGCCACCGAAGACUUUAGUUCUUCAAAGAAGUUAGGAGAAGGGGGGUUCGGACCUGUAUAUAAGGGUACACUUUCUGAUGGGAAAGUAGUAGCUGUGAAACAACUUUCUCUAGCAUCAACCCAGGGCAAAGAACAAUUUUUUACUGAGAUAGCUACCAUAUCAGCUGUUCAACAUCGUAAUCUUGUCAAACUAUAUGGGUGCUGCAUCGGAGGAAAUAGGCGACUCCUUGUUUACGAGUAUCAUGUGAACAAAAGCCUUGAUCAGGCACUCUGGGGAAAAAAUGCACUUCAUCUCAAUUGGCCGACCCGGUUCAAUAUCUGCUUAUCGACUGCAAGAGGCCUAGCUUAUCUUCAUGAGGAGUCUAGGCUAAGGGUUGUUCAUAGGGACGUGAAGGCAAGCAAUAUUUUGCUUGAUGCAAAGCUCUGCCCGAAGAUAUCCGAUUUUGGAUUGGCAAAGCUAUAUGAUGACAAUGAUACACACAUGACAACUCGCGCCGCUGGAACGAUUGGCUACCUGGCUCCAGAGUAUGCAAUGCGCGGGCAUCUUUCAGAGAAAGUUGAUGUUUUUAGCUUCGGAGUUGUUGCAUUGGAGAUUAUGAGUGGUAGACCAAACUCAGACAAAAGAUUAGAAGAUGACAGAGUUUAUCUUCUAGAAUGGGUGUGGACCCUGAACGAAAAUAACCAACUCUUGAGCUUGCUUGACCCGCAAGUAACAGAGUUCGAUGAAAAUGAAGCUCUCCGAGUGAUAGGGGUAGCACUUCUAUGCACUCAGGCAUCACCAUCAAUGCGGCCACCCAUGUCUCGUGUUGUUUCUAUGCUUGCAGGAGAUAUCGAAGUGAGCACUGUUACGACGAAACCGAGUUAUUUAACCGACUGGGACUAUAAGGAUGUAACAGGCACCUUAUCUACCGUUGCAUCCGAUCGUAACGGCAGUGAAAUCGAGAGUAAGGGCAACACUUUUUCAGGGGAAGAUGAUCAACCAAUGCUCUAUUCAGUCGUAAGUUGUAGAGGGGAGGAAGGUGAGACCGUGAGAGUGAGCUCUACAAACUAACGUUUCUGCAGAGAGUAAGUUGUCUUGUAAUAAACGCCCUACGUUUAAUAAUCUGAUUAAUUC
Molecule: messenger RNA, 1461 nt
Organism: Hibiscus syriacus
Lineage: Eukaryota; Viridiplantae; Streptophyta; Magnoliopsida; Malvales; Malvaceae
Product: probable LRR receptor-like serine/threonine-protein kinase At1g56140
Exons: 8
Coding region: 1-1398 (465 amino acids)
Biological process (GO): protein phosphorylation
Molecular function (GO): ATP binding; protein kinase activity
Source: RefSeq, a predicted model, not a curated record